UCAGAGCAGAGCAAACGGGAUGCAGGCUAGCUCCGGUAACGGUAACGGCUUUAUUUACAGCUACAGUCACUCCAGCGACGAUGGCACAUAAUAACGUGAGACAACGGAUACCAGAAUCGGGCCAAGCUAACGGAAACCGGUGUCGUCUUGUGGCGGGAAGCCCCGCUCCGUGUCGGUUUGUUGUUUAGGUUAGCUACCUCAGGCUAGCUAGCAGACUGCUUCUUUUAACGGUUUACCGGGAGUUAGCCUCGGGAGGAGACAUCUAACCGCCGCCCGGUCAAAGUUACGGUUAAUCUGUAGCGGGACUGCCUCACAUGAUGGACGGGGGAGCGCUGCUGCGGGGGAAACGGACCCGGUAAACCUGCAGGAUGCGCUAGCGGAUGUAGUUAGUUAGCAUCGGGCCUGAGUACCAGCACACUUCCAGCCUUCCUUGCUUCCUUCCCUUCCUUCCUCCCUAGCUGACCCAGGAGCACAGACCCUCUCGUCUUCCAUGAUCACAAUGGAGUCAGCCCUGAAUCCGCUGCCACAGUUCCCAGAAAACUCCUAUAAGAUGACUGAGGAGGAUGUGAAGAGGCUGAUUGAGUUCAGGGCGUCCAACGAGGCUCUGUUCACAGGGAAGAGAAACUCUGCCAAGAUAGCAUGGAGCACCAUCUUAAAGGGCCUCGGUCUGGAGGGGAAGCUGACAGCUGACCAGAUUGCCAAAAAAUGGGACAACUUGCGGACAAAAUACAAGGACUUGAAGCAGCCCUAUCAGGGCCAGGACAACAUCGGGGGUGUCGUGGAGUCGUGGCCCUGGUUCCACAUCAUGGAUGAAGCCAUGCAUGGUCGCCUCUAUAACAGCAACCUGGUGCUGAGCCCAGAGAAUGCCAGCAACACUGGUCACCGCUGCAACAGCCAGCCCAACCAGAACCAGGAGAACACCGACAUCUUGGAGUUCCUCAUUAAAACGGAGAUGGAGGACACAGUGGCGCAAGAAGCAGCAGGGGAUGAUGGGACGGUUCACACGGAGGCUCCUCCUGCUGAGGGGGUCCCCAUGGGCUGGAGAAGGAUGACCGAGUGCUCCUAUAAAAUGACCGAACCAGAAACAGAGAGAAUGAUCAAACUUCGAGCUGCGAACGAAGCUCUCUUCACUGGAAGGAAACAUUCAGCCAAACCAGCCUGGAGAGCCAUCCUGUACGAGCUGGGUCUUCAGGGGAAGCUGACCACGGAUCAGUUGGCAAAGAAGUGGGACAACCUGAAGAGGAGAUACAAGGAGCUGAAGUUUCCCGCUCGAGGCGUGGAGACCAACCCGAGCUCCUGGCCCUGGUUCUACAGAAUGAACGACGCCAUGGAAGGGCGCUUUGCCGGGGCGGCGCCCAUCCUCACGCCUAUCGUGGAGGACGAAGACGAGGACUGUGAGCCACUGUCACCGACGCCCAAGAAACGAGCCCGCCGCAGCCGAGGCGGGAUGGCUGAGUUCCUGACGGAGUCGGAGAUGGACCUGCUGGUUGAUAAUGAAGACAAGAACGGAUCCUCGGCUCUGGGUGAGCUGCACCGGAUGGCCGAGUUCACAUACAAAUUGACAGAAGACGACACCAGGCGACUAAUUGAGUUGCGAGCUGCUAACGAGUCUCUGUUCACGGGGAGGAGGAACACUGCCAAGCCAGCCUGGAGGGGGAUAGUGAAGGAGAUGGGUCUGACAGGGAAGAUAACACCUGACCAGGUCGCUAAGAAGUGGGACAACCUGAAGACCAAAUUCAAGGACCUGAAGUUUCCUCCUCGGGGGAUGGAGGGUCAGACUAACCCCGCCUCCUGGCCCUGGUUCCAGCUGAUGAGUGACGCUCUGGAGGGGCGGUUGGCGGGAAAAGCUCCCAGAGUGACGCCCGUCUGGAGCAGCGAGGAGGACGGAAGUGGAGGCGUCUUUGGCUCGUCUCCGCCCGCUGACAGAGACUGUUUGAUGGAGGAGAGGAGCAGCGUGUCAGAGCUGGAGAGCAUGGUGGGGGGGGACACAGCCGAGGCUGAUGGGAACGUGACCUACAUUGACGCCAGUGGAGAGGAGUGUUCGACGCCCUCAGAUCUCUCUUAUAAAAUGACGGAUCAGGACACCAGGAGGAUGAUCAAACUCCGAGCUGCUAACGAGGCAUUGUUCACCGGAAGGAGAAAUGCUGCCAAAGCUGCCUGGAAGGCCAUCCUGAAGGAGCUCGGGCUGCAGGGGAAGGUCUCAACAUACCAGAUGGCGAAGAAGUGGGACAAUCUGAAGAGGAGAUACAAGGACCUGAAGUAUCCUCCUGUUGGGAUGGAGAGCGUAGCAGACAGCACCUCCUCCUGGCCGUGGUUCCACCUGAUGAAUGAAGCCAUGGAGGGCCGCCUGACGAGCAGCGCCCCCCUCCUCACCCCCGUCACCCAGGACGAUGACCCUGACCCCGCCCCCAGACACAGGUCCCGGCCAGCCCCUCCCCCUCCUCCUCCCCCCUCCUCUUCCUCAGAAUAUGGACAGGAGACGUUCAGCGACGGUGGCGAGCAGAACCAGCGCAGCUCGGAGGCGUGCGACGGGCCACUGGGUGGACUGGAGAGGGAGUGGGACAUGGUGGAGAGGGAGAGGACGGCGCUGGAGCGAGAGAGGGAGAUGGUGGAGCGGGACAGGGCGGCGGUGGAGAGGGAGAGGGCGGCGGUGCAGGCGGAGAGGCUGUGGCUGGAGAGAGAGCGGGCGGCGGUGGAGCGGGACAGAGCCAUGGUGGAGCAGGAGAGGGCGACACUGGGGCGGGAGAGGGAGGUGCUGGAUCAGAGGGCUCUGAUGCUGAACUCUGUAGGACACUCUGGACACCUUAACGCCCUCAUAUAGGCCAGCGUAGGGACGUAGACCGUCCCUGUGGAGACAUUCUGGUCUGUGGUGGAGGUCUGGAGGAGUAAACCUCACUGACAGAUCGCAGAGGAAAUGUAGAGCUGGUACCCGCUGUGAGAGCCUCGUCUGGAUGUAGACACGGUUGGUCUUCCACACUGAGCUGGUCCUGCAGAUGACACCACCCAGCAGACGUAGGUCGAUUUAACAGGAGAGCUGCACAGUUAAUAAUCUCUGUCAUGAUCUUUCUUUCCACUGUUGUGUAAUAUAAUUUGGAUUUUUUAAGCUAAUACUGACAGAUAUAUUUGAGUUUUUUAACAUAAACGACCUUGAUUCAGAUCCCUUUGGGGUUUUUUUUUUUUUUUUUGUAUUUUUUUUUAAAGAAUAGUACCAGAGGCCCUGUCGACUCAAUGUGUGUUUCUGAA
This is a messenger RNA of Epinephelus lanceolatus (giant grouper), 3243 nucleotides long. RefSeq lists its product as uncharacterized. The record is from RefSeq and is a predicted model, not a curated record. Lineage: Eukaryota; Metazoa; Chordata; Actinopteri; Perciformes; Serranidae. Gene Ontology annotation, cellular component: cytoskeleton.